Messenger RNA from Sinocyclocheilus rhinocerous, 874 nucleotides. Its product is annotated as deoxyribonuclease gamma. Gene Ontology annotation, cellular component: nucleus. The coding region runs from base 1 to 858 and encodes 285 amino acids. The transcript has 8 exons. Gene Ontology annotation, molecular function: DNA binding; deoxyribonuclease I activity. The record is from RefSeq and is a predicted model, not a curated record. Gene Ontology annotation, biological process: DNA catabolic process. NCBI's taxonomy places the organism in Eukaryota, Metazoa, Chordata, Actinopteri, Cypriniformes, Cyprinidae.
AUGCUGAGCGCUCUGAUCCUGCUGCUGAACCUCGGAGGAGCUGCGGCUCUCAAGAUCUGCUCCUUCAACAUAAAAUCAUUCGGAGAGAGCAAAAUCUCCAAACCAGAUGUGCUGGACAUCAUAGUAGAGAGCAUCAGUCGCUGUGACCUCAUGCUUGUCCUGGAGAUCAAAGAUGCAAAAGGAAAAGCGUUUGAUCAACUCAUGACUCACCUGAACAGCAGGUCCAGGACACGAGCAAAUGAAUUUAGCUCCGUCAUUAGUGAGAGACUCGGGAGAAAGUCAUACAAGGAGCAAUAUGCCUUCAUUUACAGGCAGAAGAUGUUGUCUGUGAAAUCCGUCUAUCAGUAUCCAGACGCUCAAACCGGAGAUGAAGACGCUUUUGCUCGAGAACCGUUCGUCGUGUGGUUUUCGUCUCCAAAAACGGAAGUCACGGAUUUGGUCAUCAUUCCCAUUCACACGGCUCCAGAAGCGGCUGUGAAAGAAAUCGACGAACUCUUCGACGUUUAUCAGAACGUUUCUCAACUGUGGCCGUCAGACAACUUCAUCAUCAUGGGGGAUUUCAACGCCGCCUGUGGUUACGUUCCAAAGAGACAGUGGGUGAACAUCCGUCUGCGCUCGGAAACUGAGUUUGUGUGGCUGACGGGCGACAAGCUGGACACAUCGGUGAAGACAUCUACCAAAUGUGCUUAUGACAGGGUGGUCCUCCGUGGAGAGAAGAUGAUCGAGGCUGUGAAUCCUGAAUCAGUGGAGGUGUUCAACUUUAAAGAGGAAUUUGGCCUCACUGAGCGGGAGGCUCUGGCAGUGAGUGAUCAUUUCCCGCUCUGCAUCACUGUAAAUCAAGCGCAGACGAAAGGAUAACAACCUUCUCCAUUUA